Messenger RNA from Poeciliopsis prolifica (blackstripe livebearer), 2694 nucleotides. It is a transcript of the gene cul3b, whose product is annotated as cullin 3b. Lineage: Eukaryota; Metazoa; Chordata; Actinopteri; Cyprinodontiformes; Poeciliidae. Gene Ontology annotation, cellular component: Cul3-RING ubiquitin ligase complex. Gene Ontology annotation, molecular function: ubiquitin protein ligase binding. The coding region runs from base 546 to 2507 and encodes 653 amino acids. The record is from RefSeq and is a predicted model, not a curated record. The transcript is spliced from 15 exons. Gene Ontology annotation, biological process: ubiquitin-dependent protein catabolic process; protein ubiquitination.
AUCUUGUUAAAAUGCGGGACCUGCACAGCAGUUUUCUCUUUCCUAUGGCUGAUUAGACAGUUUACAGGUUUACGAGGGGGUGGGGUGAUGCAGAGAAGCCGUCAAGUGGUGUUUUAAGCCAUGUAAUCUGUAGAAUAUUUAGAGGCCUAAUUAUAAUUUUGUUAACGGUACAUUUUACAGAUUUGAGUUAGGGAUCUUAAAGAAUCAACAAGAUUCUUUAAGCUGCAGAGCAGCUUUCAGGUACGAUGUCUUAAGUUUAGAAAACAAACUCCAUGCAUUUACUAGAAAACAGCCUUUCAUUUCAGCAAGACUACUUGAGCUACAUUAAUGUGAUUGUGCCCCAUUUACUCAGUCAUGAAUGAUCUAUGACUCUGCAGCCCCCCUGACCAGCGUUAGGACAGCUUUAAUAUGUUGCUCCGACUUGUGGUCAAUUGGUACAAGAAAACUACUAUGAUGUUCUGACAGUACGAGAAGAUGUCCUAAACUCUCUAAACAAUAACUUCCUCCAGACGUUAAAUCAAGCGUGGAACGACCACCAGACUGCAAUGGUGAUGAUCAGAGACAUCCUGAUGUACAUGGAUCGAGUUUAUGUGCAGCAAAAUAAUGUAGAAAACGUCUACAACCUGGGGCUCAUCAUCUUCAGGGAUCAGGUGGUUCGAUAUGGCUGCAUUAGAGACCACCUUCGACAAACCCUGCUGGACAUGAUCGCACGGGAGAGGAAGGGAGAAGUGGUGGACAGGGGGGCCAUUAGAAAUGCCUGCCAAAUGUUAAUGAUCCUCGGCCUUGAAGGAAGAUCUGUUUAUGAAGAAGACUUUGAAGCACCUUUCUUGGAAAUGUCUGCAGAAUUUUUCCAGCUGGAGAGCCAAAAGUUCCUUUCAGAAAACAGUGCGAGUGUGUACAUAAAGAAGGUAGAGGCCAGAAUUAAUGAGGAGAUUGAGCGGGUAAUGCACUGCCUGGACAAGUCGACAGAGGAGCCCAUCGUCAAGGUGGUGGAACGGGAGCUCAUCUCCAAGCACAUGAAGACCAUCGUAGAGAUGGAGAACUCGGGCCUGGUCCAUAUGCUGAAGAAUGGCAAGACGGACGAUUUAGCAUGUAUGUACAAGCUGUUCAGUCGGGUUCCCAAUGGGCUGAAGACCAUGUGUGAGUGUAUGAGCUCAUACCUGCGGGAGCAAGGCAAGGCGCUCGUUUCAGAGGAGGGAGAAGGAAAAAAUCCAGUAGAUUAUAUUCAGGGUUUGUUAGACCUGAAGUCGCGUUUUGACCGUUUCCUCCAAGAAUCUUUCAAUAAUGACCGACUCUUCAAACAAACUAUUGCUGGUGAUUUCGAGUACUUCCUUAACCUCAACUCCCGCUCACCUGAAUAUCUCUCGCUCUUCAUCGAUGACAAACUGAAGAAGGGAGUAAAAGGGCUAACAGAGCAGGAGGUGGAGUCCAUACUGGACAAGGCCAUGGUGUUGUUCCGCUUCAUGCAGGAAAAGGACGUGUUUGAACGAUAUUACAAGCAGCACCUGGCUCGAAGGUUGCUCACCAACAAGAGUGUCUCAGAUGAUUCAGAAAAGAACAUGAUCUCCAAGCUAAAGACUGAGUGUGGCUGUCAGUUUACCUCUAAACUAGAGGGAAUGUUCCGGGACAUGAGCAUUUCCAACACCACCAUGGAUGAGUUCAGGCAACAUCUCCAGACCACUGGGGUUUCUCUUGGAGGGGUUGAUCUCACUGUGAGGGUCCUGACUACAGGAUACUGGCCUACACAAUCAGCAACACCAAAGUGCAAUAUCCCCCCUUCACCACGUCAUGCAUUUGAAGUUUUCAGAAGGUUUUAUCUCGGCAAGCACAGUGGUAGACAACUCACCUUGCAGCACCAUAUGGGUUCUGCAGAUUUAAAUGCCACCUUCUAUGGUCCCAUCAAAAAGGAGGACGGGUCAGAAGUUGGAGUGGGCGGGGCCCAGGUGACGGGCUCCAACACCAGAAAGCACAUCCUGCAAGUAUCCACCUUUCAGAUGACUAUUCUCAUGCUUUUUAACAACAGGGAGAAAUCCACUUUUGAGGAAAUCCAGCAGGAGACGGAUAUCCCUGAGAGGGAGCUGGUGCGAGCGCUGCAGUCUCUGGCCUGUGGGAAGCCCACACAGAGAGUUCUCACCAAAGAGCCCAAAUCCAAGGAGAUUGAAAAUGGCCAUGUGUUUACAGUCAAUGACCAGUUUACCUCUAAACUGCACCGGGUCAAAAUUCAGACAGUGGCUGCUAAACAGGGAGAGUCUGAUCCGGAGAGGAAGGAGACGCGGCAGAAAGUUGACGAUGACAGAAAGCAUGAGAUUGAAGCAGCCAUUGUUCGCAUCAUGAAAUCUAGAAAGAAGAUGCAGCACAAUGUCUUAGUAGCAGAGGUCACACAGCAGUUGCGAGCACGAUUCCUUCCUAGUCCAGUAGUCAUCAAGAAGCGCAUUGAAGGACUUAUUGAGAGGGAAUACUUGGCAAGAACACCAGAGGACCGCAAAGUGUACACUUAUGUAGCAUAACCAGUAAAUCCACUGAAAGCUAGCUUCAAGUUGAAACUGAGGGCCUUGUUUUUGUGGACUGCUAAGUGUUUGAACUUCGGAAGUGCUCUCAUCAUUCGGGACACACUGGGAAGCUUAACCUUUCUUCCAUAAACGUGUUUUUAAAAAAAAAAGAAAAAAAAAAAAAAAGAGAAAAAAUCAUGCAAAA